CCCAAGCCCGACUUGGCCGCCAUCCCAGCCCACGACCUGCAGGCCCAGGCCCUGGCCAAGCUGCGCCUGAAUUCGCGCAAUUCCUUCCUCUUUGUGCCCCGCCGGGAGGGUGGCCCGGCUCUGCCCCCAGCCCAGAGCGCCAGGCCGGGGCCACUGCCACCGCCCUCAGAGAAGGCACCAAAGGAGCCCCCGAGGGAUUCUGCCCCAGAGCGGGAAGAGCCUGUUGCUUCCCCACUGGUGCCUCUGGAUCCGUUGGUACCUGUGACUUACAUCGAUGACAUUGUGGACACCGCCCUCAGAGAAGGCACCAAAGGAGCCCCCGAGGGAUUCUGCCCCAGAGCGGGAAGAGCCUGUUGCUUCCCCACUGGUGCCUCUGGAUCCGUUGGUACCUGUGACUUACCCGGACAGCGGGGAGCUUUCUCCCAGGGCCGUCUCGGCUGCGAGGACGGGAAGCUUGCGGGGAUGUCCCAUAAAAAGCGCUACCCCACGGUGAACGAGAUCGAAGUGAUCGGGGGGUACCUGUCCCUGGAGAGGUCCUGCAUGAGCAAGACGGGCUCCCGCCGAAAGAAGAUGAAGAUCUCUUUCAAUGAGACAAGUUUGCAGACUAUGUUUGAGUACCCGUCAGAGAGCUCACUGGCAGAAGAGGAGGAGGAGGAGGAGGAAGAGGAAGGACAUGCUUCUGAAACAGAGGAGGACAAGUCUUGCACCUUUUACAUUCCACGCCCAAAUGGCACUUUGCAUCCCAAUGCACCUAACUCAGCAGAUUUAUCCAGCUACACCCCAAAGCACUCCUUGAAGUUCAGUGAGUGGCAGGAGCAGAAAUAUGAGGAGAUGCCUGCUGCAGAGGGACCCCUCCCAAAGGAAGCUGAUUCCCGUGGGAACCAAGUCAUGCUCACCCCAGCAGAGAAGGGCGGACUCUCCGAUUUCAGCAGCGAGCCUGCUCUGUAUUUUUGA
Messenger RNA from Fulmarus glacialis (Northern fulmar), 954 nucleotides. Its product is annotated as taperin-like. Gene Ontology annotation, molecular function: phosphatase binding. The record is from RefSeq and is a predicted model, not a curated record. The transcript has 5 exons. Lineage: Eukaryota; Metazoa; Chordata; Aves; Procellariiformes; Procellariidae. The annotation marks the transcript as partial.